Messenger RNA from Malassezia sympodialis ATCC 42132, 1548 nucleotides. RefSeq lists its product as uncharacterized. Gene Ontology annotation, biological process: DNA replication; DNA replication initiation. NCBI's taxonomy places the organism in Eukaryota, Fungi, Basidiomycota, Malasseziomycetes, Malasseziales, Malasseziaceae. Gene Ontology annotation, molecular function: DNA binding. Gene Ontology annotation, cellular component: alpha DNA polymerase:primase complex. The transcript is spliced from 3 exons. The record is from RefSeq and is a predicted model, not a curated record. Bases 1 to 1548 code for a protein of 515 amino acids.
AUGGCGGACUUGACGAGCCUUCUGGGCGGGCCUGUGGGGAGCAGUUCAGCCAAGGGACCGAAUCAUGAGGUGCAUGUGAAGGACUACGAGUGGGCUGGGCGUCUACGGGUGGCCGAGUCGUUCAAUGAGCACAUGCCCUCUACGUGGGACGACGCCUUCUUGGCCGCCAUGCCGACCAAGACUGCGCCGCGUGUAUCACUCGCUGUGAGCACAGACUUGAAGCUGUGGAACUACCGUUAUAUGUUUGAGAAAAAAGGUGAGCGCAGCUUGGUGCUAGACACGCGCCUCAACACCAUGGCUGAGGUUCUGCACCAGGCUUUCGGCCUGGCAACAGAGUGGGAGGACCCUACGAUUCCCAGCCAGGAGAGCAUUUACACGAUUGGGCGAAUCUGCCUUCGCGUGAAUCCUGUUAAAGGUGAAGCCGACAGUGCGCCUGCUACGAAGCUCACGCCGACUGACCUCAUGCUGGAAACGAGCCGUAUGGUCGGCAAUGGACAGCGCGUGGCGCUGAGCUUGGACCCAAAGUGCCGUGUGCGCUACGCGUGGACAGACGAGAGUGCAUCGAUGGCCAGUGUCGUGGGCCUUUUCCCAGGUAUGAUCGUCGGCCUAAAAGGGCGCAAUGGCUCAGGAGCGCGGUUCAUUGCCGAGGAGCUCUUGAUGUCGCACCAGUUCCAUCCCAGUAAGCUCGAUGGUUCUGCAUUGCGCAUCGUUGCUGCGAGUGGGCCCUUUACGUCGCCGGACGACUUGGCGUUCACCCCGUGGCACGCGUUUGUCUCACACAUGGAGCGGCUGCAGCCAGAUGUGCUGCUUGUGGUACGUCGACCUCACUCACCACAGAUGGGGCCUUUUGUCAGUGCGAGUCACCCACUCGUGGCCGCCGGGGACUUGGACAUGCUGCCGACCGAGCUAUUCCAGCAGCACAUUGCGACGCGCCUCACGCGCCUAAUGGAGCGCUCGCCAUCGACGAUGGUCAUUUUGGUGCCCAGCACAGAAGACAUAUUCCACCCACACUGUGCCUUCCCACAGCCAUUCCUGGACAAGGCCGAUCCGGUACUUGGCCUGCCAAAGCGUGUGCGGUGCCUGCCAAACCCCAGUGUCUUUUACGUGAAUGAGUUGGCGAUUGGUGUUGCGACCGUGGAUGUGCUCGGCGAUCUGCGCCGCGAAGAGCUGGUGCAGCGCGUCCAGCCGAUGAAUCCGUCUGGCACACCCGGUCCCAAAGUUACGGAUCCCAUGAUGCCCUCGAAUGUGCCGCUAGACCUGUCACACUCGCAUCUCUGUGACUUGGAUCAGGUGACACCCGACUUGCUGCUCCUCCCGUCGUCCAAGGUCAAGCCAUUUGUACGCGUUGUCGACUCGACCGUGGUGGUGAAUCCCGGGACGCUGGCGCAGCCAACAUCAGAGACGCAGCCCACGGCUUUCGUGUGUGUGCAGGUAGAUCCCCUGCCCCGCAGCUCCGUGUUCCGCAGCAGUGAGGAGGCCGAGGAGCUCAUCACGCAUGAGCUGUACAACCGGGCGCGCAUUGACCUCGUUCAUACAUCGACAGCAUAA